Styela clava is the source of this 1802-nucleotide messenger RNA. RefSeq lists its product as uncharacterized. The record is from RefSeq and is a predicted model, not a curated record. Gene Ontology annotation, molecular function: magnesium ion binding. NCBI's taxonomy places the organism in Eukaryota, Metazoa, Chordata, Ascidiacea, Stolidobranchia, Styelidae. Gene Ontology annotation, cellular component: cytoplasm; ribose phosphate diphosphokinase complex. Gene Ontology annotation, biological process: purine nucleotide biosynthetic process; 5-phosphoribose 1-diphosphate biosynthetic process.
GUCUAGAUAUAAAUUGUUUUUGUCCUAUUGUUUUUAGAUUUCGUAGAUAAUUGGAACAUGUGAGAAAAGUUAUUUUUUCUUUGUGUUAAGUAAAACUUGUAAUUGUCAUAUGCUAAAUAUGGCGAGCAGUUCUGUUCCUUGUGACACUUUGAUGAUAUGUCAUCCCUCGAUGUCAAUAUUAGCGAAAAAGAUUAAUGAUCUCGUUGCCAAGUCUCAAGGUAAAAGAAUUGUAUUCAAAGAGGAUAUACAUUGGAAAUUUUUUGAGGACGGAUAUCCAAAUAUCUUUAUCGAUAAUAUCGAAGAAUGCUCUGGGAAACAUGUUAUUUAUCUUGGAAGUUUUUAUUCUCCGUCAGUUGUUUUUGAACAAUUAUCUGUGCUUUAUGCUUUGCCCAAGUAUUCAGUCAGAUCACUGACUUUCGUUUUACCGUUCUUUCCAACUGGUACCAUGGAACGAGUUGAUACCGAAGGACAAAUUGCUACUGCGAGUACAACUGCACGUUUGUUGUCAGCAACACCGUUAACUGCAAUGGGGCCUACCCAGUUGUUGACAUAUGAUAUUCAUGCUUUGCAAGAACGGUUUUAUUUCACGGAUAAUAUUAUUCCACGUCUGAUGUCUGCCGUUCCAAGAUUUUUACAAGAGGUUAAAACGCUUAAAAAUGCAAAUGAGAAGGUUGCUAUUGCUUUUCCUGAUGAAGGUGCACACAAGCGAUUUCAUACGUAUUUUAAAGAUUUUCCUGUGAUCCGUUGUAUAAAAAGAAGACGCGGUAAAGACAGGGAGAUCACGAUCGUUGAUGGUAAUCCAGAAAACCAUCAUGUUAUAAUAGUUGACGAUUUGGUCAACACUGGUGGCACAGUGCUAGAAUGUAUAUCAUGUAUGAAAUCUGCAAAAGCUUCAAAAGUAAGCGUCUAUGUUACGCAUCCAGUUUUUCCUCGAGAUUCGUGGAAAAAGUUCAUACAUGCAGAGGAGAAUUUAAAUACUCCUCAUAUGUUUUGGAUAACUGAUUCAUUACCGCAUGCAUUAGAAAUUGUGAAAUAUAAACCAUUUCAAUUGAUUUCUCUAGCUCCAAGUAUAUGUGCAGCCUUAGGAGUUGACAUUCCAGAAUAAAUCUUAUAUUUCAUACCCUGUUUCAAUAUACGAGAACUGAAGAUUUCAUAUAUUUGUGUCUUGUUCUGAUUCGUUGUAGAUAAAACCUUCUUCAUGUUUUAGUUUUAACAGUUUUUUUGUAAUUAUAUUCGGAAUUUUAUAUAAUAUUUUAAAUAAUCGUCACUGAUUUAUGCAAUCUGUAAGAAGUUCAAUCUUUGCAAAAAGUUUUUUGUUUUCACAUUUAAAAAAAAAAAUUAAUAUAUUGUGAAUUUUGAUUUCAUUUAACUGCUGUAAUACUUGAUUUAAUAGUCGAGUAGUAAUAAAAUUGUUAAAAAUGCUUUUAUAUAUAAAAUAACCCUGAGUGGCUGAAAUAUAACGAAACGAAAUAUAAUAUGUGUUCAAAUAUACAAUUUAAAAGUUAACAUGAAUCAAGAAUUUGUUUUCCUAUAGUAAAUAAGGAUCAUUCAAGAACGAAUUCUAGACACUAUUUUCUUAGAUUCUUUAUUAUGAGUCGAAGCAACUUUAGUUAGCCUACGUUAAAACCUGUAAUUUGUAUGGCACCUUGUCAAUGCUACCGUAAUAAAAUUUGUUAUAACUCGUAUUCACAGUUCAACUGUUCUAUUUGUAACAUAAAAUCUAUAUUUUAUGGAAUUUACUUAUAAUCCACUGCCUCGCAUACAAUGCUAUAUUAGCCCAUAAUAUGUUCCCCACCUCUGUG